Molecule: messenger RNA, 1977 nt
Organism: Hippocampus zosterae (dwarf seahorse)
Lineage: Eukaryota; Metazoa; Chordata; Actinopteri; Syngnathiformes; Syngnathidae
Gene: sypl2b
Product: synaptophysin-like 2b
Exons: 6
Coding region: 169-906 (245 amino acids)
Cellular component (GO): synaptic vesicle membrane; synaptic vesicle
Source: RefSeq, a predicted model, not a curated record
CGUCUUGACACAUUAACUUCCGGUGACGUCACGGAUCACGUGUUUGACACUCUGCCUGUGACUGAAGUUGAGGAGAAAGUUUUGACAAGCUCACAGGAAUCGAAACCAGCGGCCAACAUUCACGAUUAAAAAAAAAGAGCCACAGCAACCAUUUCCUGUGGGGAAACGAUGGAAUCUGUUGCCCAGAAAGUGUUGUCGUCAGGAUUUACUCUCGACUUGGGUCCUCUCAAAGAGCCGUUGGCGUUCAUCCGCUUGCUCGAAUGGGUGUUCACAAUCUUUGCCUUUGCCACAACCGGAGGCUACGGCGGUACGACCAGCAUCAACAUCCAGUGCCCUGGCAGCCAGAAUCAAGAAAUCCACGCAGAAUUCAACUACCCGUUUAGGUUGAUGGAGCAUCCGUAUGACGUUCCCACCUGCGUCGUCAACGCAACCAAGCCGGCGGUCUACUACCUGACUGGAGAUUAUGCUUCAUCGGCGCAGUUUUACGUCUGCAUCGGAGUGUUGGCGUUUCUGUACAGCACCGCCUCCCUCGUCAUCUAUUUGGGCUUCCAGAAUCUGUACCGGGAAUCCAAUCGUGGCCCGAUUGUGGACCUGCUGUUGACGGCGGCCUUUGCAUUCUUGUGGCUGGCUUCCUCCUCCACUUGGGCCAAAGGCUUGUCCGACGUCAAGUGGGCCACCAGUCCCGCCACCAUUCUGACUUUUCUCACCGUGUGCAAGGAUGCCAACACCAAAUGCACGGCGGGUGCCAUGCCUCACAUGGGCCGACUCAACGCCUCUGUGAUUUUUGGUUUCCUGAACGUCAUCUUGUGGGCUGGCAACUGUUGGUUCAUUUACAAGGAAACUCCUUUCCACAAGACGGCCGCACCGCCUGCUGCAGAUGCGGAGGGCGGAGGUCGGCCGUCGUAACUCCUCAUCGCGUUCGUUGUCUUUCCGGCACGUUUUCGGCUUCUCGUGGCGUGACGGCGCUCAAACAACGGCUGCAGAUUAGAGGGGAGACUGAUUCUUAGGCUAAACAUUUACACGGAAAGUUGAAGGGUCCCGUUUCGUUGCCUAUAUCCGGUGGGGUUUUUUUUUUUGAGGUGGGGGGGGGGGACUCAUCGUGAUGACCAAAUGCCAGAGCUCCUAUGAAUUAUAUGGCAUCUGCAAAAAAACAAAACUAAACGACAACAAAAAACUCCUUUUGAAUUUGUCCAAGUCACCAAUUUGCAGCUGGGGCUCAUGAGUGCCAAUUUUCUUGUCAGUGUUUUUUUUUUUUUUUCUAACUUUCCAAGACGUCCAUUUGAAUCAUUUAACGUAAAUGUCGAUGUUGAGAGUGCAGUUCUCAAGAAGAAUGCAAACCUUUGGAAUAGUUUUACUCCCAUCCUCUCAGAUAAUUACUACAUUUGAAACUCGACAACUAGAAUAAUGGAGGCCCUCAUUCGAUAUGCUUGUGUUGAUGUGCGCUCGACUAGUAGUAAUAAUAAUCCCAUAAGAUUAAUAUUGGUGCUGCACUUGAAUGACUUUAUCCAAUUGCCAAAAACAAGUCUUCAAUAAUUGUUCCCCAUCAUUGAGUGAAGGAAUUUGUGCUCCAAAUUGUUUGAUUUGCUUCCGAAAAUGAGAUCCAAGUGAGGUUUUUCUUUUUUUUUUAUUCAAUUUUCUGUCACCUUGCAUCGCAUCGCUCGGCUAUUCUUGUUUACUGGUUUAAAACUUGAGAUUUUGAUGACUAUGGUUAUUAUUUACACAUUAAACUGUGACGUAUGUGGGGGGGGGGGUGGUUCUCAUCUCCUUGUCUUGAAUCUUUGUUGAUGGGAAAAAGAAGACUCGUCGUCGUCAUCAUGAAGGUCCAGUAGUAUUUCAGCGACUGAAGCAAUCAAUCCUUUGACUAAUAAAAUCUGCUUUGUUACAAAAUGGCUGCGACCAGCCUACAUUCUGCACAAAACGUUUGUGCUUAUUGUAAAUAUCUGCUUGCUCAAUAAAGCCCAGCUGUUUCCAUUGUCA